UUCCCUACUGGAUGACGUCACGGGGUGAGAGGUCGGCUGCACAGUAGCUAUGGCCGGCGGUUCCGGGGUACCGGGGCUAGGAGCGGCGCUGCAGGUGCUCCUUGCCGGGGCCGUGUGGCUGGUGGCCGCGGAGAAGACGCUGUACGGACCGCAGGACGCCGGCAUCGCCAUACUGGAGCGGAGAUCGGUGGCCGGCGCCCUGUAUAACUCAUCCUCCGCCUGGCUGCUGGAGUUCUAUUCCUCCUGGUGCGGACACUGCAUCAACUACGCCCCCACCUGGCGGGCCCUGGGCUCGGACGUGCUGGACUGGAAUCCCGCAGUGCGGAUCGGAGUGUUAAACUGCGCCGACGAGGAGAAUACCGCCAUCUGCAAAGAUUAUGGCGUCCAGUUCUAUCCAACGUUUCGGUUCUUUGGGGCGUUUACGAAAGACUUCACUCAAGGAGAAAACUACAAAGCGGAAGCUGACAGAGAGGUGCCGACCGUCCGACAUGUCAUCAUUGAUUACCUGGAGAGCCUCCCUGCCGAGCACAGACCCCCGGAGUGCCCGUCCCUCCAGCCAAUCAGCGCCAGUGACAUCACUUCUCUUCUUACCCAGAAGGAGCCCCAUUACACCGCCAUCAUCUUUGAGAGCGAGACCUCCUACGUUGGACGUGAGGUGAUCCUGGACUUGAUGCAGUUUGAGAACAUUGCGGUGCGGAGGGCGCUGAAUUCAGACAAGGCCAUGUUGGAGAAGCUCGGCGUUGUUUCAGUUCUGUCCUGUUACCUGAUCUACCCGAACGCUUCACAUGGAUUAAUUAACAUUGUGAAGCCCCUGCGCUCUGUGGUCUCCUCUCAUUUGAAGUCCUUGCCAGGGGUAAGGAAGAAAGCCGGGGCUCACUCAGCGCUACCCGAGAGGCUCCCCAGCGAGGACAAAGAGGAAGACGUGGCAUGGAAGGACUACGAUAAGUCCAAGUUGUAUGCAGCCGACCUGGAGUCCUCCUUACAUUACCUGCUCCGGGUGGAACUUGCCACUCACCAGACGCUGGAAGGAGAAAAGCUGAAAACCUUCAAGGAUUUUGUCACCCUGCUGUAUAAGUUGUUCCCGGGGCGCCCCCAUGUGGUAAAACUUCUGGAAACGCUGCAGGAGUGGCUCGUCAGUAUGCCGCUGGACAAGAUCCCUUAUGAUGCUAUCUUGGACCUGGUCAACAACAAAAUGCGGAUCUCUGGAAUCUACCUGACAAACCACGUGGAGUGGGUCGGCUGCCAGGGGAGCAGGGCGCAGCUGAGAGGAUACCCCUGCUCCCUCUGGAUGCUGUUUCACAGUCUCACAGUGCAGGCCGCGGUGCAGCCAGAUGCCCUGAGCAACACAGAGUUUGAAGGCGACGCUCAGGCAGUGCUGAAAACCAUGAGAGGAUACAUCAGGGAGUUUUUCGGAUGCCGGGAAUGCGCCCAGCACUUUGAAGCCAUGGCCAAGGAAUCUGUGGACAGCGUGAAAACGGCGGAGGAGGCGGCGCUGUGGCUGUGGAGAAAACACAACGUGGUCAACAAGAGGCUGGCCGGUGCUCCAAGUGAGGAUCCAAAAAGCCCCAAGCUAGAGUGGCCAACGCCCGACCUGUGCCCUGCCUGUCACGAGGAGGUAAACGGGCUUCACAGCUGGAAUGAAAAGGAAGUCCUCGCCUUCCUCAAGCGGCACUACAGCGUCAAAGAGAUCUCCCUACAGUACGCCGAUCCUAACGAGGAUGCGAAGAACGACAACCUUCAAGCCAAGGAUCCCGGAGGAGGCACCGACUCCGGACUGAAGAAGCCACACGACCAGCCGAUUGUCAGACCAGACUUUAUAAACAAGCUGGUUCCAAAACCCAUCGAAAAGGAGAAAAGCUCCGAGCACCAGGAGGGCAACAAGAUGUCCGUCAGCUUCCUGGGCCUCGGCUUCUCCAACAUAGACAUGAGCCUGUGUGUGGUUCUCUACAUCACCUCCUCCUUAUUUUUAAUGAUCAUGUAUUUCUUUUUCAGAGUUCGGUCCAAAAGAUGGAAAAUCAGGUAUAACCGGCCAUAUGUAUAAUUUUAUUGUUGUGUUUUUUUUUUAUUUAAUUUUACCCACCCAGUUGACCAUUUUUGACUCCCCAGAGUUUUUGUACUAAUUGCUUUAAUAUAUGUAUGUUUCAUGAUCAGGGACCGAUGUAUUUGGAUGUGUUUGUACGAGAUUAGAAAUGGGGUCAGCUUUAUUUUUCCAGAAACAGUGCCACUCCUGACCCAUAGGCUAAGUCUGGUAUUGCAGCUCAGCUCCAGUCACUCACUGCAGUACUGCAUACAGCUCUGCGGGGUUAAAUAUGCCCUCUAAUCUUGUACAACCCCCUUAAUACACAUUUUUAAAAGGGGUUCUUUGGGUGUUUAAUAUCCUAACUCAGGGAUGGGUCAUCAAUACCUGAUCGGUGAGGGGCCUUUUCCAGCACCCGGGACCUUCAACCGUAAGCACCGCGGCUUCCUAACAGCUUGCCAAGCACAGCGCCGUCCAUUGACUGUGGCUGUGCUUGGUAUUGCAGCUCAUUCCUAUCCACUUGAAUGGGACUGAGCUGCGCCUAGGACCUGUGACCAAUGAACGUGGUGUCUCUGUCCUAGAAAGAGGCCACUGCUCUAGAGUGCCACAGCCUACCCACACCAAUCAGGUAUUGAUGGCCUAUCAAUAUUAAAUACCUGGAAACCCCCCUUUAAGGGCUCAUGAACGUAAGGGUUCAGUGUCUGUAUUGUGGACCAUAAACCACUGGGCCCUGGCCGUGUGCACUCUGUGGUGCAGAUGUGGACCCAUCGACAUGAAUAGGUCUGCACUCCGCAAGAUACGACCGAAGAUAGGACUUCACCUAUCUUUUCUGGAGUGGAGGCACAGAACGGAAGCGCUUCUGUGGACGCUCAGGUCCGUGCCUCCGCACCGCAGAAAGAUAGAACAUGUUCUAUCUUUGGCCGUAACUCGCAGAUCGUGGACCCAGUCAAGUCAACGGGUCCGCAAAUGCAGUGCAGACGGACGGUGCCCGUGCAUUGCGGACCGCUAUUUGGGGUCCGCAGCACAGGCGAGGUGCCCUUACACUUGUGUGCAUGAGCCCUAAGCCUUCUGCUCCUUGAUUUUGUGCUGCUGCUGCCGAGGAAUCGGUGCUGGUUUUUGGGAUGAGCCCACCCUUUAAUAUGACUUUAAUAAGGGGUAGCCUGGGCUAUUUAUGGAUAUGCCAUACAAAUCUGAUAGAUGGGGGUCUGCCCAUAUCUCCAGAACUGGAGCCUCCUGCCCCUGAGGCGGUCAGUGACAAACGCACGGCCACCUCUCCGUUCAUUCUCCGCCUGUUCAGGAGAUGUGGGUCCCAGAAGUGAAGAUGUCAUAAAUAUCUAACAUAGGAAGACCCCUUUAAAAAUUGUAUUCAUUGUUACAUUCAUUUCUGUAUGGGGCACACUGUUGAAGGGGGUCUGGUUUUGUUUUUUUUCCUCCAAAGACAGCGCCACCCUUGUUCAUGGGCUCAGUCUGGUAUUGCAACUCAUUCAAGUGAAUUCAAUACCGGAUACAACCCAUGGAUAAAGGUGGCGCUGAAAAAACUUGUUUUCUUUUAAUCUUGGACAACCAUUUAAAGGGGUCGGCCUACUAACAACAUUAUCCCCUUUCCACAGCCUAGUGAGCAUGUGCGACCACCGCUCAAUUCACUUCUAUGGGACUGAUGGAGGUCUGCUGCAGUCGGUGUAGCGAUGGUCACGUGUGUGCACUACCGGAUGGACGGGCGCUUGUUAAGUGGGCUCUCUCCGUGCCAGUUGUAUUAACCCUUUGUGGGCAUCUUCUUGAUAACUUCGUCUUCACCAUGAGCCAUUCUCUGCAUACUUGACUAAUAUCACAGAAUCCAUGACCAACGUGGGGCUUGUUGUUAAAAGGUUUCUGUCACCUGAAAAAUGGGUAUUAGCGCCAUCUCACUGCCUGCCGCCGUUAUUGAGAAAAACGAACUUUUAUAA
This is a messenger RNA of Bufo gargarizans (Asiatic toad), 3960 nucleotides long. It is a transcript of the gene QSOX2, whose product is annotated as quiescin sulfhydryl oxidase 2. Lineage: Eukaryota; Metazoa; Chordata; Amphibia; Anura; Bufonidae. Gene Ontology annotation, cellular component: Golgi membrane. The transcript has 13 exons. Gene Ontology annotation, molecular function: protein disulfide isomerase activity; flavin-dependent sulfhydryl oxidase activity. Gene Ontology annotation, biological process: protein folding. The record is from RefSeq and is a predicted model, not a curated record. The coding region runs from base 50 to 2041 and encodes 663 amino acids.